AUACAUGGGACACCGGCACAAGCAUUGGAUUUGGUCCUGCAACGUCUGAAAGCUACCACCCAGACACCUGACGUGCUCUUUCUCCCAGAAGCAGGCUGCGAGCCAAGGGGAAGGCAGAGGACAGAAAUAAAUGUGUUCCCAGGCUUUCCUGGUGGUUUAUGGAAUUCUCCAAACUCCUAUGCAACGGUCAUUCCUGACAGAGAAGACCAAAGGAGACCGUCUCUGAAAUCAAGUCCAGAUGAAGAACUAAGAGGAAAAAAGUGAAUAUGGUUUUUGCUCACAAAAUGGAUGAAAGCAAGCCGCCUUUGGUCAUCCCCACGCUCCUGGUGCCACUCCAAAACCACAGCUGCACCGAAACAGCCACGCCUCUGCCCAGCCGUGACCUGAUGGGCUUACGUGGGGAGCACGGCUGGAAGAGCAACAGAACGGACCUGCGGUAUGGACUGAGACCCGGGGAAGUGGCCACGGCCAGCAUUUUUUUCAGGGCCCUGUGGCUCUUCUCUGUAUUUGGCAACUCCCUGGUUUGUCUGGUCAUCCACAGGAGUAGGAGGACGCAGUCCACCACCAACUACUUUGUGGUCUCCAUGGCGUGUGCUGGUCUUCUCGUCAGUGUCGGCAGCACGCCUUUCGUCCUGCUUCAGUUCGCCACGGGGAGGUGGACACUUGGCAGCGUGAUGUGCAAGUUUGUGCGGUAUUUUCAGUAUCUCACACCGGGCGUCCAGAUCUACGUCCUCCUCUCUAUCUGCAUAGACCGGUUCUACACCAUUGUCUAUCCCCUGAGCUUCAAGGUGUCCAGAGAAAAAGCCAAGAAAAUGAUCGCCGCGUCGUGGGUCUUCGAUGCAGCUUUUGUGACCCCUGUGUUCUUUUUCUAUGGCUCCCACUGGGACAAUCAUUGCAACUACUUCCUCCCUGCCUCUUGGGAAGGAACUGCCUAUCAGCUGUGGCACCCCCCCGAAUGGGACUCCAAGAAAAGUUCCCUUGUUUUCACAGUUAUCACAUGGAUAUCUUUUAGUUCUUUGGCCUCUAAGCCUACGCUCUAUUCCAUUUAUAAUGCCAAUUUUAGGAGAGGAAUGAAAGAGACUUUUUGCAUGUCCUCAAUGAAGUGUUACCGAAGCAAUGCCUAUACAAUCACAACCAGUUCAAGGAUGGCCAAAAAAAACUACGUUGGCAUUUCAGAAAUUCCUCCCACGGCCAAAACUAUAACCAAAGACUCAAUCUAUGAUUCAUUUGAUAGAGAAGCCAAGGAAAAGAAGCUCGCUUGGCCCAUUAAUUCAAAUCCACCAAAUACCUUUGUCUAAUUUCACAGAGUUCUUUCAAUUAUCAUUAUG
Molecule: messenger RNA, 1328 nt
Organism: Suricata suricatta (meerkat)
Lineage: Eukaryota; Metazoa; Chordata; Mammalia; Carnivora; Herpestidae
Product: probable G-protein coupled receptor 19
Exons: 2
Coding region: 267-1298 (343 amino acids)
Biological process (GO): G protein-coupled receptor signaling pathway
Cellular component (GO): plasma membrane
Molecular function (GO): G protein-coupled receptor activity
Source: RefSeq, a predicted model, not a curated record